UUCGGUUUCCUUUCCACCAUCUCCAGGCUAUAAAUGAUCAGCUUCGGAGACGCGCAGUACCACAACCGCCUCAAGAGCCGGGAGGAGAUGCUCGGGAACAGAACGAUUUGGCUGCUAGCCGCCUGCGCGGCCCUAACCGGCGCGCUCCAGCACAACGCCGGCGACCCCCUCGCCAAGUGUCUGCAGGACAGCGACUACGAGGAGCUGCUGGACAUCGUCCACAGGGGGCUGCCCCGGGCACGCACCCCGCGCCACAUCGCCAUCGUCGGCGCAGGCAUGGCCGGACUGACCGCCGCCAAGCUUCUGGAAGACGCGGGACACAAGGUGAGGCGGCCGCCACCCUUCCGCGUGGGCCUUUUUUUACAGUCAGAAAUGAGCACAACGGUGAUUCAACGUCAAAUAAUUCAAAAUACUUUGUUCUUCAAAACAUUGAGAAUGGCAACUAAGCUGCAGAGAUCCCUGUCUUCUGGCAGGAUUCUCCUGGCGAUAAUUGAGAAACUGGGAGUGCCAGUCAACAAGUUCUUCCAGGACGACAUCAACACCUACUACUAUGUCAACGGGGUGAAGAGCAAGACGUACACAGUGGAGAACAACCCCGAUGUGCUGAGGUACCCCGUGAGUGCGCGGGAGAGGGGCAGGAGCGCCGCCCAGCUGUUCGACAUGGCCCUCUGGAAGAUCAGGGAUGACUUGAAGAAGAGCCACUAUGACUGUAAGAAGAUUAUGAAGAAGUACGACGCCUAUUCCGUGAAAGAAUAUCUGGAGCGUGAGGGAAACCUGAGUCAGGGAGCACUGCAGAUGAUUGGGGACAUUCUGAAUGUGGAGAGCUUCUUCUACACUGCGCUGACCGAGACGCUGAUGAUACAGGCCGACAUUAACGACAACAGCACGUAUUCCGAGAUCACCGGCGGCUUUGACCACCUGCCGAACGCCUUCUACCGAGUCCUCAACUGCACCAUCCUCCUGCAGUCCAAGGUGACGCGCGUCAGGCAGAACCGGCGCGGCGUGACGGUCUUCUUCGAGGACAGGAGGAACCCCGCGGUCCGGACGAACAUCACCGCCGACUACGUCCUGAUGACCGCCACGGCCAAGGCCACCCUGUUCGUGGACUUUCAGCCGCCGCUGUCGGCCCCGAAGAUGGCAGCCCUGCGGCAGGUGCACUACUCCGGCUCCACCAAGGUCAUCCUGGGCUUCAGCAAGAGGUUCUGGGAGGACGACCACAUCCGGGGAGGGAAGACCAUCACGGACCUCCCCUCUCGGUUCAUCUACUACCCCAGCCACGGCUUCAACGGCACCUCGGGCGGCGCGAUCUUGGCGUCCUACACCUGCUCGGAUGAGGCGGCGCGCUUUGAGGGGAUGAGCGAGGAGGACCUGCUGGCCAUGGCCCUCGGCGACUUGGCGGAAAUCCACGGCGACUUCAUCCGGCCCCUCUGCACCGGCGGGAAGGUGAAGAAGUGGGCCUCGGACCCCUACAGCCUGGGGGCGUUCGCCAUCUUCACCCCCUACCAGCAGACGGACUUCGCCUCCCUGCUGUUCCAGAGCGAGAGGAGGGUGCACUUUGCCGGAGAGCACACCGCCACCCCGCACGCCUGGAUCGAGACCGCCAUGAAGUCGGCCCUCAGAGCCGCCAGGAACAUCAACAGCCAGCAGUGACUGGAGCCACCCGCCUGGAGUCUUUGCACUUGAACCCGGACUUUGUCAACGUUGGCGCUGGCCGAAUCUUCACGAUAGAACUUCGGUAAUCCCUCGGGCCCUGUUGCUGUUGGCCGCAAGGGCUUAGCUCCUCGGUACUCCUCUGGGUCAGAGACAGUGCGCCAGGGCUCUAGGGUGGCCGCAUCCUCCAUGAUGGUUAGACAAGGCCAAGGGCUGAAGAUUGCAGCCAUGGCCCGCAGGGCCUCCGAUCCUGCCUUCCUGGGGGGCAUUCCAUCCCUCGGAUGGGACGUAAAUCUGAGGUCCUGACUCUCUGUGGUCAUUAAAAAUCCAUUAAAAGAGAAUAGGGGUGUUACCACAGCGCCCUGGCCAA
Molecule: messenger RNA, 2020 nt
Organism: Lepisosteus oculatus (spotted gar)
Lineage: Eukaryota; Metazoa; Chordata; Actinopteri; Semionotiformes; Lepisosteidae
Source: RefSeq, a predicted model, not a curated record